AUGUCUGUCCCACAAGGGCGCAAGAGAGCUCGGCUGGCUUGCGACACCUGUCGGGAUCUGAAGCGUAAAUGUGACGGUUCUGAGCCCUGUGGAACAUGUGUUCGCUUUGAAUAUGAUUGUUCCUACUCUGAGCCGGCUGGUCGCAAGAGCAGGAGGAUCACGAGGAUGCCGACGACGUCUCCCUCGGCGGCCGGGUCAGUAUCUGCAAAUCUAACCAGUCCCCUCAUUGAGACUGGCCGCCCGGCAGUAUCAAACCUGCACACACGACUUCGGUCGCUAGAGGCCAACUCUGGAGCGGCUUUCCUGCGCAGGCUUGCCCUGAGGAUCGAUGCCAACAAUGCACCCCGUAUGCAUGCCUUUGCUUGGAAUGCCUUCCUCGGUACGCGCUCUAUCGUCCACACGCCAGUUGCACGGCCAAUAUUGGAGAUGCUCUCAGAGGUGGACAUGCGAGAGCUAGCAAACACAUAUUUCGAAAAAGUUGAUCCUAUUUACGGCUUCUUUGACCGCCAAGAUGUCGACACCCGGAUCAGAAGGCGCUGGGCAACGCUGACGGCUGCUCCAGCUGAGGACGCAGUGCUGUGUGGCAUCGCGGCCCUGGGGUACUUGUUUUCUCAUAUCACAACGGGCGCAUUGGAACUCGACCUUGCCGAAUCAGCUCGAGCCAUUUUGGAGCGGACCAUGUUCGACCCUCCCUCGUCCACCAGUGUCACGGCUUGGACACUUAGAGUGACAUAUCUCAGAAUGACUUCUACGCCUCACACAACAUGGAUGGCUAGUUGCAUCUUGAUGCACAUGGUGGAAGCAGCAGGUCUACAGUACGAGCGUGCUCAAGAAUCCAUUCUCCUCCCGCACAGAGAGAACAUCAACCCAGAAAUCAGGAAGCGACUAGUGGCUGUUGCUCAACACCUGAAUAUUUGGGUCUCAUUUGACAUGGGCCGUUCCCGAGUAACAGUGGUCAAUGUCACGACUGAAUCCUUGAUAGCCCGCCCAGGUGACAGCACAGUGGAAUUGCUUGAACUCCUCCCUUAUUCUCUCAUGCUCGACCCGGAACGGUGCUCCAAUGUUGUCGAGCUCGAGUCGGCCAUGUCCAUUGUUCUUGAGCGCACCCACCACACGCCGCCCUCUAUUCUUGCGCAGUGCAAUUUGAUGCUGUGUCUCUGCCGUCGGCUUCAGUCCAUGAACGUUGCUUUCACCGGUGCCACUCUGGAAUCAAUCCUGUCGCUUAGUGCUCAAGGCGUCUGGGCGGCAUCGGCGGUUCUGGACAGUCGUUCACCGUGGCAUCAUAUGGUUAAUGUACCGUUCCAGGUCGUUUGUGUGCUCUUGGCGAUCGAUACACUCGCAUCAACAUCACAGCUCAGGGGUGCUCUGCAAUGCCUUAAUCGCGUUGCAGCCGUUUAUAACACGGAUGCCACGCAGGAAGCUCUUCGGACUGCUUCAUUGCUUGUUUCUAUUCAUCAGAAAUGGAAAGAAAGAUUUGCUUCCAAUUUAAACGACGCACUGAAUGCCAUUCCAGUCACGACUGGCCCACUGCUCAAUAAUAAUGUCAUACCGCCUCCAGAGGACACAAGCUGGUUGGACGAUUUGCUUGGGGAUCUAUCAACUACACAGCAAUUUGACCUCGAUCGUUUACUAGACCCUCGCCCAUUCUGGCAACUUGAUGGUAACACAAUUUAA
This is a messenger RNA of Pestalotiopsis fici W106-1, 1674 nucleotides long. RefSeq lists its product as uncharacterized. Bases 1 to 1674 code for a protein of 557 amino acids. The record is from RefSeq and is a predicted model, not a curated record. Gene Ontology annotation, biological process: response to xenobiotic stimulus; regulation of DNA-templated transcription; DNA-templated transcription. NCBI's taxonomy places the organism in Eukaryota, Fungi, Ascomycota, Sordariomycetes, Amphisphaeriales, Sporocadaceae. Gene Ontology annotation, molecular function: DNA-binding transcription factor activity, RNA polymerase II-specific; zinc ion binding; DNA binding. The transcript has a single exon.